This is a messenger RNA of Mercenaria mercenaria, 2602 nucleotides long. Its product is annotated as probable RNA-binding protein 18. The transcript is spliced from 7 exons. Lineage: Eukaryota; Metazoa; Mollusca; Bivalvia; Venerida; Veneridae. The coding region runs from base 155 to 841 and encodes 228 amino acids. Gene Ontology annotation, molecular function: RNA binding. The record is from RefSeq and is a predicted model, not a curated record.
UAGAAAGAUGCCUGAUGAAAAACACAUAAAUUGAUACUGUUAGCCAUUUGAACAUAAGAAAACAUGACAGUGCCAUUCCAGCUGAAGCAGUUGUAAAUGUGACAUCAGCAUAUUACUGAGUUUUGAUGAUUUACAAGGAGCCGAUUGGUUGACAAUGGCAGAGGGUGAUGCUAACAAAUUUGUUAGACCAAAACUGCAGCAUGAGAGUAGUGCCAGUGAUGUGAUUCCCAUACCAGAUGACCCUGUUGAUUGUUCAGAAGAGAAUGACAGACGUCUUUGGAUUGGAAACCUGGACACUCGGGUCACAGAGUUUGCCUUGUUGAAGAUUCUACAAAAAUUUGGCAGCUUACAGAGAUUUGAUUUUCUCUACCACAAGACAGGGCCAGACCAAGGGAAACCUCGAGGCUACUGUUUUGUUUCAUACUCCUGCAGAGAGGAAGCUGAAAAAGCAAUGAAAUGUUUGGACAAGAAACUCGCCCUGUCAAAACGGAUGGUUGUCAGAUGGGCACAAAAAGAAGAGGACAGAGAUCAAGAGAGGCCUGGUGAGAAAGGGAGACAGUCAGAAUUAUCUACAAACAAUCUGAGUUCAGAAUCUAAAAUUCGAGCCAUUGAGAUGAAACUGAAGAACAUGGAGCGAUGUGAGCCAGAUUUCAACUUUAGUUCAAAACCAGCUGCAUUGCCAGGUACCAGUAAAUACAGCAGUGCACAUAAAAAUCAGCAGGGGACCAGUCAGAAAAUGUCUGGUUCCAGUUCCAGUCAUAGAGUGAACAGUAAACAAGUAUCUGGUUCCAGUCAUAGAGACAAUAGUAAACCUUACUUCAGGAAGGAUGGCAGAAGAUGACACACAGAUUAAAGACACUAAAGUUUGCAGCCAUGUUUUAUUGUGCAAUAUUACACAGAUACAGGUAUGAGGAGGUUUGAUCAGAGGAGAAACUAAAAUAGUUCUAGCUUAUUGUCUGAUAAGUUCAGUUACUUUGAAAGUUUUGUGAAAAUUACCACCUCCAUUUUUGUAUGGAGUUUUAAAAACUGAUCCUCAUUUUCAAAUAGGUGACAGGUAAGGCAGUUUGUUUUAACAGUGUGUAUGAAAACUUGUAUGAAUGGAAAGGGUAACACUACUGAGUCUGAGUUGUGAAUGAUAUUGAUAAUACUUUCUCCAACCAUUCUGUGUUAGUACACUGUCUGGCAUACACUCGAUAUUGAUAAUACUUUCUCCAAUCAUUCUGUGUUAGUACGCUGUCUGGCAUACACUCGAUAUUGAUAAUACUUUCUCCAAUCAUUCUGUGUUAGUACGCUGUCUGGCAUACACUCGAUAUUGAUAAUACUUUCUCCAAUCAUUCUGUGUUAGUACGCUGUCUGGCAUACACUCGAUAUUGAUAAUACUUUCUCCAAUCAUUCUGUGUUAGUACGCUGUCUGGCAUACACUCGAUACUGAUAAUACUUUCUCCAACCAUUCUGUGUUAGUACACUGUCUGGCAUACACUCGAUACUGAUAAUACUUUCUCCAACCAUUCUGUGUUAGUACACUGUCUGGCAUACACUCGAUACUGAUAAUACUUUCUCCAACCAUUCUGUGUUAGUACACUGUCUGGCAUACACUCGAUACUGAUAAUACUUUCUCCAACCAUUCUGUGUUAGUACGCUGUCUGGCAUACACUCGAUAAUGAUAAUACUUUCUCCAACCAUUCUGUGUUAGUACGCUGUCUGGUCUACACUCGAUAUUGAUAAUACUUUCUCCAACCAUUCUGUGUUAGUACGCUGUCUGGCAUACACUCGAUAUUGAUAAUACUUUCUCCAACCAUUCUGUGUUAGUACGCUGUCUGGCAUACACUCGAUAUUGAUAAUACUUUCUCCAACCAUUCUGUGUUAGUACACUGUCAGGCAUACACUCGAUAUUGAUAAUACUUUCUCCAACCAUUCUGUGUUAGUACACUGUCUGGCAUACACUCGAUAUUGAUAAUACUUUCUCCAACCUUUCUGUGUUAGUACACUGUCUGGCAUAUACUCGGUGAAAUGUGUUGGUAAAUGUGAUUGUAUUUGCAGUGUUUUUAUCAUGAACAAACAAGUCCUUUCUUUAGAUAACUGCAUUGAACUCUAUGUGGAGUUACUUAGCAGAUGCUCUAAAAAAAUAUUUUAAAACCAUUUGUUUUGCAAUGUCAUUUUCGGUUUCUCUAAAGAUGUGGCUUGUGGGUUUAGCAGACAAUAAUACCUGGGUGGGUUGUCACAAAAUAAGGUAUUAGGUUCUUUGUUAUUCUUUAUUUAUUUGGAAUAUUGGGUUGCCAGGUGUCUUGAGCUGUGUAAACUGUAUAGGUAGGAUGCAAUUGGGGAAACUGCAUGUUUCCUUUUCUUGUGUAAGCAGUCAUGUAUAUGGCAUUUCAUUGCCACAAAUGUGAUUGGAUGAGAUUAAGUGUUCAGUCAGUCAUAAACUUGUUUUUUACAAAUAAUUUCUGUUAAAAGUUACUAAUGAUUAAGGUAUAGCAAUAUUAAAUUAUUUCAAGACUGAAGCCAAAAACUGUCAAUGCCAUUCCUACAAAACUUGAACAACAUGUAAUAAGCAAUAAGUAAGUCAGUGAAGUUUGCGCAAAAUACAUCGUUCAAUACUGAA